AUGGAUUGGCAACUUGUCGAUCUUGAGCACGGAAAUAUAUCAGAUGACUCCAUGCAUGAAAUUGCGGCCGCGGCGGCAGCAUGUGGUGUAUCACCGAUUGUGCGCAUCGUGGAAGGACGACACUGGAUGAUUAAACGUGCUUUGGAUUCUGGGGCACACGGUAUCCUCGUCCCUGUCUUAGAAACUGUGCAGGAUGCGAAGGAUGUGGGAGCUUACUGGAAAGGAAUACUGGAGUUUGGCAUGGUUGCGAUCAACACCGGAGUUAUUUCAGACUCCGCAGCACCAUUCGGCGGUGUCAAGCACUCUGGUAUGGGUCGCGAGGGCAGCAAGUACGGCAUUGACGACUAUGUGAACAUCAAGAUGAUUGUGACCGGUGGUAUCAACACUGUCUACACAUCUAGCUUAUAG
Penicillium daleae is the source of this 408-nucleotide messenger RNA. RefSeq lists its product as uncharacterized. The coding region runs from base 1 to 408 and encodes 135 amino acids. The transcript is spliced from 3 exons. Gene Ontology annotation, molecular function: aldehyde-lyase activity; oxidoreductase activity. NCBI's taxonomy places the organism in Eukaryota, Fungi, Ascomycota, Eurotiomycetes, Eurotiales, Aspergillaceae. Gene Ontology annotation, cellular component: cytoplasm. The record is from RefSeq and is a predicted model, not a curated record.